Molecule: messenger RNA, 711 nt
Organism: Phragmites australis (common reed)
Lineage: Eukaryota; Viridiplantae; Streptophyta; Magnoliopsida; Poales; Poaceae
Exons: 3
Coding region: 224-538 (104 amino acids)
Source: RefSeq, a predicted model, not a curated record
UGAUGUGUAGCACAAUUUACCCACCAUUGCCAUCGUAGCCCUAAGCCACCCGCUCUUCGGGCGGCGGCGCACGGUUCCCGGCCACCCUCUUCCCGUCCCCAGUCCAUCCUCACCGCUCACCGGCAGACGGCCCAACCCCCGCCUCUUCCUCACUGUCCUCUCCUCGCUCCUCACCGCCCGAAAGGCCUCCGCCACCGCCUCCCUGCUCCUCUCCCCCCGUCCCAUGGCUCUCGCUUGUGCGUCCCACGCGCGCCGCCUCCUCUUCGCCGGCCCGGCGAGAUCUUUCCACGCCCAGCCCCACCAAGCCAAGGUCGGCGUGGUGGAGUUCUUGAACGGCGUGGGGAAGGGCGUGGAGGCGCACACCGCGAAGGUGGAGGACGCGGUCGGCGGCGACCUCCAGAGGCUCCUCGAGUCCCGCACGCUAAGGCUCAAGAAGCUCGGCAUCCCCUGCAAGCAUAGAAAGUUGAUUUUGAGUUUUGCCCACAAGUUUCGUCUUGGUCUCUGGAAGCCCCGAGCAGAAUCCAGGAAAGUGGAAUGAAGUUGGCUUGUUCUUGAAAUGCUUACAUCAAUCUGCUGCUGUUGGACUCAAGCAUGCUUGAUACAUUGAAUAGUUGCUAUGUAAUUUAGAAGCACAAUCUUAGUGUUUUCUCUAGCCAUGCUUUUUUGCAACCAUUGCACAAAAUAAAUAAAAAAUACCUGUGGCUUGCUUUU